Messenger RNA from Cucumis sativus (cucumber), 2626 nucleotides. RefSeq names its product E3 ubiquitin-protein ligase ORTHRUS 2-like. Gene Ontology annotation, molecular function: ubiquitin protein ligase activity; metal ion binding. The transcript is spliced from 11 exons. Gene Ontology annotation, biological process: protein ubiquitination; negative regulation of gene expression via chromosomal CpG island methylation. The coding region runs from base 271 to 2274 and encodes 667 amino acids. Lineage: Eukaryota; Viridiplantae; Streptophyta; Magnoliopsida; Cucurbitales; Cucurbitaceae. The record is from RefSeq and is a predicted model, not a curated record.
UUGUUCCUAGAAAAAGAGUAGCAGUCUUUUCAUUCUCCCGCUCCACUUCCCCAAAAUCUCCCCUCUCAAAAUUCAUUUUCUUUAUUCUUCUUCCAAAUUUCGUCGUUUUCUUUCUAUUCACCAUUUGAAUUUUCCCUGCUUUCCCCAAUCGUAUACACUUUGUACCACUACUGGGUCAAGUCCAAGGAAGAACAAUCCGCCCAAUCUACAUUAACCAUUCAAAUCACAAGGGUUUAGCUAAGUUUGUUGAGUAGAGUCAAGGGUGUGAAUAUGACGGAGGAAGAUGCCAAAGAACAGCUGAAGGGUACAGAGCUUCAGGCAAGAAAAACCCAGGUUACUCAGUUGCCUUGCGAUGGCGAUGGCAUUUGCAUGCUCUGUAAGGCCAAACCUUCAGACGUGGAGACUAUCACUUGCAAAACUUGCGUCACCCCGUGGCAUGUUAGUUGUCUCUCUAGUCCCCCUGAAACCCUGGCAUCCACCCUUCAAUGGGACUGUCCUGAUUGUUCCACCCCUCCUGAAGAUGUUAUCCUUCCUCCGCCAGGCAACCAUUCAUUCCCCACCGCGCCUUCUAGUGACCUUGUCACGUCGAUUCGAGCCAUUGAAGCCGAUGUCUCUCUUACUGACCGUGAAAAGGCAAACAAGCGCCAGGAACUUCUCAGUGGAAAGUUGCAGUCCGACAAGGACGACCAUGAUACCAACAAGGAAAAGAUUAAAAAGGGAGAUAAUGUUUUUGAUUUGAUUGACGAGAGAUUGAACUGUUCCUUCUGCAUGCAGUUACCAGAAAGGCCUGUCACUACUCCAUGUGGCCACAAUUUCUGCUUAAAAUGUUUCCAGAAGUGGAUUGGACAAGGAAAGAACACUUGUGCAAAGUGCCGCUCCGUGAUUCCCUCCAAAAUGGCUAGCCAGCCCCGUAUUAACUCCACCCUUGUAACGGUCAUUCGUAUGGCUAAAUUGUCAAAAUCCUUUGCUUCUGGGGGAUCUCAGAAGGUUUAUCAUUUUGUUCACAAUCAAAAUAGACCAGAUAAAGCCUAUACCACUGACCGGGCACAAAAAAAAGGAAAAGCUAAUGCUGCAAGUGGAAAAAUAUUUGUUACAAUUCCAUCUGAUCAUUUUGGUCCUAUUCCUUCCGAAAAUGAUCCUGAGAGGAACCAGGGUGUUCUGGUUGGUGAAUGCUGGGAGGACAGGCUAGAAUGUCGUCAAUGGGGUGCUCACUUUCCACAUGUUGCUGGUAUAGCAGGACAAUCAAGUAUUGGUGCACAGUCGGUGGUUCUUUCUGGUGGCUACCAAGAUGAUGAAGAUCAUGGGGAGUGGUUUCUCUACACUGGAAGUGGGGGUCGAGACCUUAGUGGGAACAAGCGUACAAGCAAGGAUCAAUCUUUUGACCAGAAAUUUGAAAAAUCAAAUAAAGCGCUACAAGUUAGUUGUGCGAAAGGUUACCCUGUUAGGGUUGUCAGGUCUCAUAAAGAAAAGCGUUCCUCUUAUGCUCCAGAGAAGGGAUUGCGGUAUGAUGGAGUUUAUAGGAUUGAGAAGUGUUGGCGUAAAGUGGGAAUUCAGGGCUUUAAGGUAUGUCGAUAUUUAUUUGUUAGAUGCGACAAUGAUCCUGCUCCAUGGGCAAGUGAUGAACAUGGAGAUCGACCUAGACCCUUACCUGCAAUUUCAGAGUUGAAAAAAGCCACAGAUAUUACGGAGAGGAAAGAAGGGCCAUCGUGGGACUUUGAUGUGAAAGACAGUCGAUGGAAGUGGGCUAAAGAUCCACCAACGAGCAAGAAACCAGUUGAAGCUCAAGAUUCUACUGGGAAGAGAACAAGGAUAAAAAUUAGGCAAUCACAUAAUAUGAGUGUUCAAGAAAAGUUACUGAAAGAGUUUAGCUGCCUUAUUUGCCGGGAGGUGAUGAGCUUGCCAAUUACUACGCCUUGUGCUCAUAACUUUUGCAAGUCAUGCUUGGAAGGUGCUUUUGUGGGAAAGACAUUCUUGAGAGAGAGAAAAACUGGUGGACGGGCUCUUAGAUCUCAAAAGAAUGUCUUGACUUGUCCUUGUUGCCCCACGGACAUAUCUGAUUUUCUACAGAAUCUUCAGGUAAAUAGAGAGCUAUUGGAUGUGAUAGAGACACUAAAAAGUAAGAUUGAAGAAGAAAAGCUGUGUGAAGAAGAAGAGAUAGACGAGGAAGAGGAGAAUGAUGAGGAUGGGGAUGAGAAUGAAGGUAAGGGAAAAGAUGAAAGCAACAGUCCUGUGGAAACAAGAAAGCGAGCAAAGGUGGUGGAUGAUUUAGAAUAAAAAAAGUAAACAAAGUGGUGUGUGGGUCUUGGCUGGGCCUGGAGAGAAGUAGAGACGACUGAGAUUUUGUUUCACAAAAAUUUUGGGUAGAUAUGAAUGUGGCUCAUGUCAUUUGAUUUGAACACAAUAUCAAGUGACCAUAUUGUUAACUUGUGCUAGACACAUUUUAUUUCUAUCUUUUAGAUAACUUUUGUGUAAAUGGGCCAAUUCAGUUGGACUCUAUUUGUAGUACAAAGCCAUGGGAAAUGCUUUUGAUGGAAAUGUAAAUACACCAUUUCCAGUUCAGUUAUAUUUGUAGGCUUGUUUUCAGUGCCUUGAAUGCAAUUAUGACAAAUGGGUUACUUCCUGGGAA